CAAUAGGUGUCGCUGUUGGACGAGACAACGCGGCAGAGAAGAAGAAUUUUGUUGUUGAAGUGUAGCUUUCACCUAGCGGUAAUAUUAUCAAUGUGUUUUCCAAAGGGGAACACGUUUUAAAACAGAAAAUGUAUUAAUAACUUGGAAGUACCAAUUUCGCAUGUGAAGACGUAUCAAGGUGGGGUUGCUGUACAGGACCGGCGAUUAGCUUUGCGUCCACUGCAAUAAUCAUGAGCGACAUGGACACUUCCGCCACAAAUAAAGACAAUGACUCCACUCUUCUGCUCACAAAAGACGGGCAGAGGUAUUUUGUAAGUAAAAGCGGAGCUGUGGACAGUAGAAAUGUGACAACGCCCCAAGAAUUGGAGAACAAUGUGUCCUCAUUCAGCGUGGACGAUCCGGACGAAGAGAGCGACGUCCUGGAUGUUUCUGAUCCCAGAGACGGCGCAGCCAGCCCGGAGGAAGAAGAGACCUCGGAGGGCGACAACGCCCCCAAGCAGUGCACCUACGAGGGCUGCACCGAGACCACCACGCAGGUGGCCAAGCAGAGGAAGCCGUGGAUGUGCAAAAAACACCGCAACAAGAUGUAUAAGGAUAAAUAUAAGAAGAAGAAGAAUGACCAGGCUAUGUCCAGCGGGAAGCUUGAUGAAAACUCAGAGGAGCGUCCAGUGUCCGUCAACAAACAGCGCCUGGGGGCCAUGGGGGACCGUCCAGCCAGACCCUCCCUUAUAGAGCAGGUCCUCAACCAGAAAAGACUGUCUCUCCUCAGGAGUCCAGAGGUGAUCCGGUUCCUGCAGCAGCAGCAGCAGCUCCUGGCUGCACAAACCCGCAGCCAAUCACUCUCAGCCAAUCAACAGCACUUUCAGGGCUGUUGACUAGUGUGGACCUGACAGUAUAUGUGAUGCAGUUGCAAAGACUUUAAAAUAAUACAAAUAACUAUCUCUGCUUGAUGCAUAAAGCUGCAUUCCGCACAAAAUCUGACCUUGAACUGUUAAAGAAAAUACAUUGUUAAAUGUAAGCAAACAUUUUUCUCCAUUAACUUUACGUUUCGGUUUAAUUUUAAAGUUGCUUUUAUUUCCCUUUAUUUUGCAGUUUUAAUCAGGACCUUCAAAUGUAAUCGUCUAAAGUUGUUUAGAUAUGGCAGCGCUAGGUGAUAUAUUUACAGUGGUUUCUAAACACCCGUUUGUCCUGUGUGUCAGUUCCCAUUCUCUGCUUUGUAGUAUUUAUUAUAUUAUUGUGAACAUCACCCUAAUUCACCUAAAUAUUUCCUCGUGACAAUCACUGUUGAUAUUUUGAGCCAACAAAGAGUUUCGCAGCUUGUUCUUUUGUAUGUUGUUUUCCGUCCUAAACUUUAGCACAAGCUAAAUUAUAUCUAGAUGUAAAUAAGUGAACACAAGCCAAAAUGUGUGAUGUGAAAAUGUAGGUUAUUGUAUCUCAUCUGUGUUAUACAGUGUACCUCCUGCUCAGUGUAUAAAAAUAAAAAACAUGAAUACUGAGA
Messenger RNA from Girardinichthys multiradiatus, 1498 nucleotides. Its product is annotated as regulatory factor X-associated protein. The record is from RefSeq and is a predicted model, not a curated record. Gene Ontology annotation, cellular component: nucleus. The coding region runs from base 231 to 875 and encodes 214 amino acids. Gene Ontology annotation, biological process: regulation of transcription by RNA polymerase II. The transcript is spliced from 3 exons. Lineage: Eukaryota; Metazoa; Chordata; Actinopteri; Cyprinodontiformes; Goodeidae.